AUGGCAGUGAAUGUGUAUUCUACUUCAGUGACCAGCGAUAACCUGAGCCGACAUGACAUGCUGGCCUGGAUCAACGAGUCCCUGCAGCUGACCCUGACCAAGAUCGAACAGCUCUGCUCGGGUGCUGCCUACUGCCAGUUUAUGGACAUGCUCUUCCCAGGCUCUGUAGCACUCAAGAAAGUGAAGUUUCAAGCCAAGCUGGAGCACGAGUACAUCCAGAACUUCAAGGUUCUACAAGCAGGUUUCAAACGAAUGGGUGUUGACAAAAUAAUUCCUGUGGACAAAUUAGUGAAAGGAAAAUUUCAGGACAACUUUGAAUUUGUUCAAUGGUUCAAAAAAUUCUUUGAUGCAAACUAUGAUGGGAAGGAGUAUGACCCUGUUGCUGCUAGACAAGGCCAAGAGACAGUAGCACCAAACCUGGUUACUCCAGUGAUGAACAAACCCAAGAAAUCUCUCAGCUCAAACACUGCAGCCCCACAGAGGCCCAUGGUGACGCAGAGGACUGCAGCCACCCCCAAGGCUGGCACUGGGAUGGUCAAAAAGGCAGCAGGAGACGAGGAGUCAGCAGGGCUGAUCGAGCAGAUCAAUGUAUUGAAACUUACUGUUGAAGAUCUGGAGAAGGAGAGAGACUUCUACUUUGGCAAGCUGAGGAACAUUGAACUGAUCUGCCAGGAGAAUGAAGGGGAGAAUGACCCAGUGCUGCAGAGGAUUGUGGAAAUUCUUUAUGCCACAGAUGAAGGUUUUGUGAUACCUGACGAAGGAGCACCACAGGAAGAACAAGAAGAGUAUUAACAGACCACCUACUGUACCAGCA
This is a messenger RNA of Indicator indicator, 814 nucleotides long. It is a transcript of the gene MAPRE1, whose product is annotated as microtubule associated protein RP/EB family member 1. Gene Ontology annotation, biological process: regulation of microtubule polymerization or depolymerization; spindle assembly; protein localization to microtubule plus-end. Gene Ontology annotation, cellular component: microtubule organizing center; spindle midzone; cytoplasmic microtubule. Lineage: Eukaryota; Metazoa; Chordata; Aves; Piciformes; Indicatoridae. The transcript has 6 exons. Gene Ontology annotation, molecular function: microtubule plus-end binding. The record is from RefSeq and is a predicted model, not a curated record. The coding region runs from base 1 to 792 and encodes 263 amino acids.